Messenger RNA from Salvelinus fontinalis (brook trout), 1918 nucleotides. RefSeq names its product mesothelin-like protein. The transcript has 14 exons. Bases 1 to 1638 code for a protein of 545 amino acids. Gene Ontology annotation, cellular component: cell surface. Lineage: Eukaryota; Metazoa; Chordata; Actinopteri; Salmoniformes; Salmonidae. Gene Ontology annotation, biological process: cell-matrix adhesion. The record is from RefSeq and is a predicted model, not a curated record.
AUGAUUAAAAUCAACAGCGCGUCCACCUUGACAGCGCUGGGUUCCCUGGUGAUCGGUGUUCCCUCGGCAACCUUAGGCAGCAUCAACGGCACGGAACUCCUCUACGCGUCCCAGAAUCCCACAUUCAUAACAUACAUGCAGACCGCCCCGACCAUCUUAAUCCAGACUUUCGUCACUCAGUUGAUCACAGUGAACCCUGACCCAGACAGUAUUAUCCAGAACGUCCCAGACAGCAUGGCCACUGAGAUCCCCAGGUCUCUGCUGCAGGGCUUCUCUCAGAGCAGUGUGGUGGUAGAGAAACUGAACAGGAAGACAUGGAGACACGAACAGGCUGUGUUGUUCUUUGACACAGUGGCUCUAGGAAUUGACAACUCCGACAAUAUGUCCUCCAGCGUGCUCCAGGGCUUCACCUGCACCAGAGUGACCAGUAUGAACACAACCAAGAUCAAGAACCUGGUCAAGGCCUGCAGGAGGAAGGGCAGCAACAGGGUCGCACUGAGAGAGACUCAGUUGACCUGCAUGUACAACUACAUCAAGGAAGAGACAGACGUCACCAGCUACAACCUCUAUCCUCCUGACAUGCUGCUUUACUACGACUACAGUAAGGUUUCUCAGGACACCUGUAAGGACUACUUCAGGGAGCUGGGAGACGCAGACUUCUCCGUGUUCUCCGACGCUCUCAGCUUCAAACGCACAGCCCUGGUUAACAAUGCCAAGACCUGCCUGGGUAUCAGCGGCACGGUUCUGAGCAGUGACAACCUGCAGGUCCUAGGUAACAUGGUGUGUGUUCUGGACGGUUCCUACAUCCAGAACUCUGACCAGCUCAUCCUGCAGAAACUACAGAACUGUAAUGACCUCACAGACGAACAGGUGGCUGCCAUAGAAACGCUGUUGACGUCUGGGAAAACACAGUAUGGACUCCCAGCUACCUGGAACAGAGAGACCCUGGACAACCUGGGCAUUCUACCUCUCUACCUGACAUCCUCCUUCUACAGGAACUUCUCUAAGAAAGUAAAGGGCCAGUUCCUACAGUCAUUCCUGAAGGUGUUGAGGAAGAACGGAACGUCCAGACAGAAGAGGAGGAGGAUGAAGAAGGCUAUCAGACAGUCCAUCAUCGACCAAUCACAGUCCAAACGCUCCAUAGUGAGUGAAUGCACAGUGGGAAAUAUCACUCAGGUGACGAUCAGUGAGAGUACGUUCCCUUUUAACUACGAGACCGUGACCAAGUUCAACUGCUGCCUGUCGGCCAAGACAGUCGUUGACAACCUGGACGCCAUCACCGCCAAGGUGGACGACCUGGAAUACCUUGAAGUGGUCCUGGCGAGACUCAGAGAGGCCUACUCCGUAAACGCCACCAUCCCAGAAGCGAAGGUGCAGGUUCUUGGUCCGGCUUCGCGCGUCGCCACUAAUGCUGACAUCACCAUGUGGAACAUCACCAAGAUCGACACACUGUCAGCUCUGAUGGACCCCUCCUAUGGAAACUGGGAUGCUGCCAUGGCACAGGCCAUCAUCAGUAAGUACCUGACGAACUCAGGAAAUACACUGGGCAGUGCAGAGCUCAACUCCAUCGGUGGACCCAACCUGUGUUCACUAGACAUCAGCCUCCUGAAGAUCAUUACACAGAGUAGCCUGAGGUAAGACAGAGAGGAGGACCCAACCUGUGUUCACUAGACAUCAGCCUCCUUAAGAUCAUUACACGGAGUAGCCUGAGGUAAGACAGAGAGGAGGACCCAACCUGUGUUCACUAGACAUCAGCCUCCUGAAGAUCAUUACACGGAGUAGCCUGAGUAAGGCCAGUGCCCUGACGGUGACCAACUGCAACAUAACGAAGAAGAGGACGCUGUUCAUCAUCGCUGAAGGAGCCUUCCAGAGCCGUAGUGCUGUCUCUGCUACCUCCUACCAGCUAACACAGCCAUAC